AUGGGCCGAAAUAGUCGUUCUGAAGUCAUCCUCACCGUUUCUUGGAUAGAAACAUGCAUUGGCUUAUUCAUUUUUAGCCUUCGGUUCCUGAGUAACUGGAAAUUCGUGGAGCGGUUUAGAUGGGACUUUGCUAUCGCUGGUUUGACGGUGGCAACCGAGACAACUGCUCAGGUGUUCCUGCAGCUCUCAGUCAAUGCUGGGAUGGGCCAUCACUUGGAUGAUCUGUCGAAUUCACAGAUAGUUACAGCACUGCACUGGUCAUGGGUGUUCCAGUUACUGGCAAUAACUGCCAGUAUGCUAGGAAAGCUUGCGAUUCUUGCCUUCCUUGUCCAGAUUCGUGGUCGGCAUGAGAAAAAGCCGUGGUUCUUGAUCAUCCUGGGUGUCCUGAUUGGCACAAUCAAUACCACUGUUCUUGGAACAAUUCUGGGUCAAUGCAAGCCAAUGAACAAGUUGUGGGAUGAUAGUGUUGAAGGAACAUGCAACCCGGGGCGCAAAGUAAAUCAGAACUAUUCGUUUUUCCAGGCUAGCUUCAAUGCACUUAGCGACGUCCUGUUGGCAGUAUAUCCAGUUCAUCUCUUUUGGAAGCUCCAGAUGAAGCUGCGGAUCAAGAUUGUCUUGUCUGUCCUCAUGGGACUGGGCUGGAUAGCGGCAGUUUGCUCCGCUGUCAAGACAUAUGAGCUAAAAGCGUUGACCGAAACAACAGAUAUCACUUACGCUCAAUCCGAUCUCCUCAUCUGGGCCUCGACAGAAGCUUGGAUCAUCAUCAUGGUCGGCUGCGUACCACCCACCCGACCACUUAUGGACAAGGUAUUUCAGCGACUGGGGCUUAGCUCAAAGAAAACGCCGGCUCCUUACCAGUAUCAUGGCUCGAGCGGACACGCAGCACAUGGCACAAACAAGUCCAACCUGGCCAGCCACUCCAAUCUUCAGUCCAACGCAUAUUGGGGGAGGAAGCAGCCAUCUGAAGAUGACUGCCCGAACUGGAUGGAGUUCAACACGUUUGGUGGGACACAUGGAAGUCAGGAACAUAUCGUCAACGAGACAAAGGGUGUUACAAUUAGAACCGAUAUUGAGACUCAUUUCGAGGAUGUGGAGCGUCACAGCGGCCGGUCGCCAGGGGUUACGCAUAUCUGCUGA
Molecule: messenger RNA, 1137 nt
Organism: Penicillium hordei
Lineage: Eukaryota; Fungi; Ascomycota; Eurotiomycetes; Eurotiales; Aspergillaceae
Exons: 5
Coding region: 1-1137 (378 amino acids)
Source: RefSeq, a predicted model, not a curated record